GUUUUUUUUUUUUUUUUUUUUUUUUGGGUUCUGACCUUUCUUAUAAAGGGACCCUUUUGAUCAUUUUGUUUGGAUUACAGUCGGAUCUUGAGAGAGACCCUUUUGGUUUUUUAUUUUGGGUUGUUUUUUUUUUAUCAUCUGAAGCGGUUUUUUUCAGUGUGAAAGUUACAAUCUUUAUGAUUAUUUGAUCCUCUGAGGCAUUGAAUGAGAAAGUUAUGAGCAUUUUCUCAGCUUUCUGGGUAUUUGUCAGUGUACUCAUCAGCUCCAAAAGAGGCUUUGGUUUAGCUUUGGAGAUAGAUAAAGCUUCAUUACAAAGGUUUGUUCAAUUUUGUUUCACCUUCCUUCUUUUUCUUUUUCCUCCCAUCCCUGCCAAUUGCCCAAUGAUUUCCCCAGUUGUGGGACUGUUUUGUUUUUUUUUUGUUCCUUUCGAGUGGCUUUGACUUGCCAUGUAAAAGAUGCUUUAAUGUAAAGACUGGCAUGUGUGGGUUAUUAGUUGUGCUUUCUGUUGAUAUUGGAUUUUCUUAAUUUGAUGCAUCUGUCUAUACUUACCAUUUUGAGUGUCAAUUGAGGUUCAAAAUUCUGGACUUGAAUUUUCUUUGGUAAUGUGAUUAGAUAUUUGGAUGCAGAUUAUGUGUUUGAAAAUUUCAGUAAUUGAUGAUUGGUUGGUGAAGUUGCACAAAGAGAAUUGAGGAUGUGCAUUAGUAGUUGCUCAAUUGACACUUGGUAGAAAAGGUUAUGAUAAGCAAUUACCACACCGCUGUCCUGAUUCUUUGCAGAAUGUGACCAUGUGUGUUUUGGUGGCUUUCCGACGAGAAAGGGGGGCUCAAUACAUGGAAACAUUUGAAUCCAUAGUUACGGAAUUCUAGUUAAUCUAGCUUGAGGGAAAGUAAAACUUUUGAGUAUAAGGUGAAGUCAACUGCUGUUUGCCUAUUUUGAUCUGAAUCCUUGUCUACUUGCUAAGCACAUAAGCGGAUUCAUGAUCCAAUUAAUUGGUACGAUGUUUCAAUUAUAUCAUGCGAAUAGUAUCUUCAAUCUUGUUCCUCUACAUGUGGUCCAAUACCCCCAGCUCUAUGUGCAAGUGACAGCAGCAAUCUUUCUUCAGUAUUGUUGAUAUGUCAGUGGUUGCAGAGGUUAUCUUUGUGGACUAUGUAUCCCCAAUUUACUUUAGCUGGCUUAGCAGCAAUUCACUUUUCAAAAGUGUUGUUGAUCCCCCAUUUCAUGGUUUUGUGUCUACAUUUUAAACCAUUUGUUUGCAUUUCUAUUUAUAAACUAUGGACUGCAGAGUAAGAGGGGUUAGUAAUGUUCUCGCACUCUUGAUUUUGUAACAAGGGAUCCUUUUCAUUGUCACGGUUUACCUACGGUCAAAAUGUUAGAAUGACUAGGAAGUCUAUCCAAUUUCAUAAAAUGUCAAAGCACAACUCUGAAAAGCUUUGAACUUUGUGUCCUACCGGUAAUGUAUUUGGCUAAGUGGAUUUCAUGGUAUUGCAUGAUGCUCCCUUUUACGAAUAUAAAGUAAUGCGACCACUGAUUUAGAGCUGAUAUAUUCCACUUUUUGAGUGAAUUAUGCAACAUUAGGUACUUUUCACAUCAGUUAAGUAAUUGGUCGCUAAGUUAAGACAAAAAAAAGUGUGAGUAAAUUUUGGUCUUCUCUACUAGAAAAUGAUCUGAAAAAGUUUUCGUCAUUAGUUUUUCUCAUAACGGUGAGGUUUUUUCCUGAGGUCUUCUUGCUGGACAAUGCAUAAAAGAGUCUUUGAAUUGAUCUUUGUCCUGAAUUUUGAUUCUGAUUUGCCUUGUUUUUGUACUGUAACGUCUUUUGUUUACUUGACGGUUUUGUCAAAUUUAUGCUCUGAAGUACUACUUUUUAGAUCCUACGGUAGUUUUGAGGUGUGUAUGAUAAACAUAUAUUUUACUGCUUAUGUCAUGUGUUAUUGUAGCAUCACAAUUGAAGUGUAUACCUGUUAAAGUUUGUUUAUCUAUGAUUUAGCUUCUGGGCAAGGCUUGAUUACUAUUGUAUUCCUGAUGUUAUGUGAUUCUCAGUUAAGAAUUGCCCUUGAGCAUUGUAAUCACUAGAUUUUCUGCUUCUAAACUGCAGUAUAGUACCUGUGGAGAUGGGGUUGUGACCAAAAUGGAUCCUCAAGCUUUCAUAAGGUUGUCAAUUGGUUCAUUGGGUCUGAGACUUCCUGGGACAGCAUUAAAUUCUGCUAAAUCCGGAUUACGUGCAUUGUCUUCUCCAUGUGUGUGUGAGAUUCGCUUACGUGGUUUUCCUGUGCAGACCUCAUCUAUUCCCUUUGUAUCCUCUCCUGAAGUUACCCCAGAUGCACAGAGUGUUGCCUCCAGCUUUUAUCUAGAAGAAUCUGAUCUGAAAGCAUUGCUGGCCCCUGGCUGUUUCUAUGCAUCACAUGCAUGUCUGGAAAUAGUUGUUUUUACAGGGCGUAAAGGAACUCAUUGUGGCGUAGGAAUUAAAAGGCAACAAAUUGGGACAUUUAAGUUGGAGGUGAGUCCUGAAUGGGCAGAGGGAAAACCAGUUAUUCUUUUCAAUGGGUGGAUAGGUAUUGGCAAGAGCAAGCAGGAGGGGGGAAAGCCUGGAGCAGAACUUCAUAUCCGAGUGAAAUUGGAUCCUGACCCAAGAUAUGUGUUUCAGUUUCAAGAUGAGACCAAAUUAAGUCCACAGAUUGUGCAGCUCCAGGGUACAAUCAAGCAGCCUAUUUUUAGUUGCAAGUUUGAUCAAGACAGGGUAACCCAGCUGGAUCCCUUGAGCAAUUUCUGGUCGCAUUCAAUUGAGGGCACUGACCAUGAGACUGAAAGAAGGGAGAGGAAGGGAUGGAAGGUGAAGAUACAUGACCUUUCUGGCUCGGCCGUAGCAGCAGCUUUCAUUACUACUCCAUUUGUUCCAUCAACAGGUUGUGAUUGGGUGGCAAAAUCCAACCCAGGAGCUUGGUUGAUUGUUCGCCCAGAUCCUUGCAGGCCUGAGUGCUGGCAACCUUGGGGAAAGCUUGAAGCAUGGCGUGAACGUGGCCUGAGAGAUUCCAUCUGCUGUCGCUUCCACCUUUUAGCCGAAGGACAAGAAGGUGGUGAGAUUCUUAUGUCAGAGAUAUUGAUUAAUGCUGAAAAGGGUGGAGAAUUCUUCAUAGACAUCGAUAAACAAGUUCGAGCUGCUGCUACUCCAGUUCCAAGUCCACAAAGCAGUGGGGAUUUCACAGCUUUAAGCCCUAUUGAUGGCGGGUUUGUCAUGAGUUGUAGAGUGCAAGGAGAAGGAAAAUGCAGCAAGCCCCUUGUGCAACUAGCCAUGCGGCACAUCCGAUGCGUGGAGGAUGCCGCUAUAUUUAUGGCCCUGGCUGCUGCUGUUGAUCUCAGCAUUGAGGCAUGUAGGCCUUUCCGAAGAAAGAUUAGGAGAGGUAAUCGCCAUUCUUGGUGAUUUUUGUUGUCGACGCUCUUUUUUUGCUUUCACGUAAACUGAUAAUAUCGUUCUAGUGCUUCUGAUUUUUGUAACUAUUUUGACAUUUGUACAUAAUGGAUUUAGCUUUAUUACGUUUUCAAACCAUUGCGGCCCAUAUCGUUAUCUUUUAGGUCGUAUAUCAUACAUACUCCAAUAGAAUACAUAGAGAGC
Oldenlandia corymbosa var. corymbosa is the source of this 3607-nucleotide messenger RNA. The record is from the annotation of a GenBank genome assembly. NCBI's taxonomy places the organism in Eukaryota, Viridiplantae, Streptophyta, Magnoliopsida, Gentianales, Rubiaceae.